This is a messenger RNA of Pararge aegeria (speckled wood butterfly), 921 nucleotides long. Its product is annotated as spherulin-2A-like. The record is from RefSeq and is a predicted model, not a curated record. Lineage: Eukaryota; Metazoa; Arthropoda; Insecta; Lepidoptera; Nymphalidae. The transcript is spliced from 2 exons. The coding region runs from base 1 to 906 and encodes 301 amino acids.
AUGUGGAAUAACAGUUACGAGAUAAAAAUGCGUACUGCUUUAUUUACUUUUUCUACAUUACUACUAUUAAUUGAAGCUAAGAUAACAAUAGAUGUAAAAGCAGGGAGGGAAAUAACAGAUACAACUAUUACUUAUUCAGGAUAUAACAAAGAUGUCGUCAGUGAGAAAGAUAUCAACCUUUUUAACAUCAACCAAAUAAACUUAAAAAGGGCCGUCAGAAAUCAUUACGGCGCAAUACCCAAAGAUGUUUAUUUAAAAAGCCCAACACCCUGGGGCGAUUUGUAUAAAAAAAACAACUGGGACCAAGUAUCCAGAAUACUGACAGUUAAAUCUGCGAUAAUAAAAGAAGGUUCCUUUAAAUCCGUGCUAAUACUUGCUCAAGAUUUCGACAACAAUUCAAAUAAGACAAUCAAAGUUAAUGCCGGCAUUAGUCAAAGUGUUGAAAAUACUUUGACGACCAGCUGGUCCAGUAGCAAAGAUGUGACUAUCUCGCAGGAGAUCGAAUACGAUUUGAACGUUAUUUUCGCAAAGGUUUCCGGAACCACAAGCUUUUCUUAUACGUCCAGUUGGGGGAAAAGUGAAGAGAAGUCGGAGUCAGUUACAAUAGGCACCAACACAGGCGUGGAAAUAGAAUUAAAUCCGCACCAAUCCGCAACAGCAGUACUGUCAGCCAAUAGGUGCUCUUUGGAAAUCCUCGUUGAAUACAUAGUUACUUUGAGAGGCAACGUUGCGAUUAACUUUAAGAAGAAACACGAGGGCCACCAUUUCUACGGACCCUCGAUUAAUAGCGUUAUGAAGAGCGGGGGGCUGGAAACACAGAAGAGUUUUCAUGAAACUGUUAGAAUCGGCGUUUUUACGGAUGCCUCUUUGAGGGUGACGGAUAAGAUUUCUGGUUUACCACUAUAACAUGUUAUGUCAUUU